AUGGCGGAGGCUGCCGCGACACCACGACACCGGUUUUUCUGUCAUUGCUGUAAAGGUGAAACUGAGCCUAAGUUACCGGAAUAUGUAUGUCCCAGAUGUGAAUCUGGCUUCAUUGAAGAAGUUGCAGAGAACUCCAGUCUUCUACAGAGUGGUGACUUAACUGGUGAUACAGCUGUAGCCAGCGAUGACAUGGCCUCACAGUUUGCAGAGCUGUGGCAGCUGCUCUUCAUGGAACAUUCAGCCCUCCUGUCCGAGUCCGACCCCACUGUAACAGACGUGCUCCGCAGCCGCUCUGGUGUGGAAGCAGCAGUUGGUGAUCCUGCCUCUGGGACAGUGGGACCUGCUGCUUCCGUGGAGACAGUUUCAGAGUGCACCGAGCCUGUACACCUCCCUCAACAAUACAACCAGCAGCAACCCUCUAGACUGGAUCAGGGACAGGCUGUGGAGGGGAUUGUUCAGCAGUUCCUGGCUGGUCUGUUUUCCAAUUCUGACAGUACAGGAUCCCAAACAUCCUCAUGGUCUAGCGUUUUACACUCUAACCCCGGAGACUAUGCUUGGGGACAUGGAGGUUUAGAUGUGGUCGUUACACAGCUGCUUGGUCAAUCUGAAAAUACUGGUCCCCCUCCUGCUGAGAAAGAGAUGAUCUCAUCUCUCCCUACCGUUAGCAUCUCGCCAGAACAGGCUGCAUUCCGACUGGAAUGCCCUGUGUGUAGAGAGGAGUAUUCUUUAGGGGAAUCUGUCCGACAGCUGCCCUGUCUGCACUGUUUUCACAGCAACUGCAUUGUGCCCUGGCUUCAACUGCACGACACCUGUCCUGUCUGUCGGAAAAGUUUGAAUGGGGAAGACUAUAGUUUCCAGUCACAGACAACACCUCCGGAGCCAAUCCCAUCACCAUCGACUGUAGAAGACCAUAGCACCUUAGAGACUCUUUAGCCACCUUUUAUUCAACUGAUUAAUUCAGGACUGACACAGAGAAGCAAAGUCAAAAUCAAGCAAUGUGCAGAACCCCAAAAAAUGUCCUGCCGUGUGCUUUUUAUAGCUAAAUAUAUUUUAACUGAGAAAGACAAACUUCUUUGAUUCAAAUUAUAUUAUAUUCAUUAUGGAAUUUUGAGAAAGCUUUUUUGUGAUCAGCGUUUGUAUUUUUUUUUUAAAUGUUUGUGAAGUUGUUCCCAAUUGUGCUCUCAAUUAGAGAAUUCAUUCACUGAACUAUCCAACCUAAACCAAUGAACAACUACCAAAGCCAUCAGCCAACACAAGAUUAAUCAAUUUGGAUAUUUCCAGGUUGGAACAAACACAAUAUCUUAGGUGUACCCCCAGGACUGGAGCGGAGUUAGAUGAUACGGAGACAGUCUCAGAGGGUACAGUUCAAGUUGCAUAUGUAUAUUUUAUGAUGCACGUUUACCCUAUAGCUUCUUCAAGCUUUAAAUGUUUGAAUACCUCACAAAUAAGUGAGCACACAGUUCACAUGCACUUGUCAAUUCAUGAAAUCUGCUCCACAUGUCUUCACCCUUUUGAAGGCAUCACAUAGAGAAUUUUAACUAUAUCUGCUUGUAACCAAAAUAAAACACUCAAAAUGUUACAUUCGAUGCCCCCUUGGUUGGCAUCAAAGUUAACUGUGAAGAAUACUUCCCUAUUGAGAAAUGUAUGUGUAUGUAAAUGUUGUAUUGUUAAAUUGCUUUUUGUUUUGGUGUGUGGCUUCUUAUGGCUAUUGAGUAAAAUGCCCUUUUUGAUUCAAGAGGGAUUAGUUAAGUGUCUGUGUUUUAAUUUAAUAACAUGUUUAAACAUGACACUGUUUAUUUAAAUGUUUCGGAACUGUUUUGAUGUACAUUAGGAUAAUUUUGCCUUCAUUCUCAGGGUUGUUUGACUUUCUGCUCCAUAUUUUGAUACCAAGAUACAGUACCACUUACAAGACUGGACUGAGUGGUAUUUGGAAUUUUAUACCAUACAGCUACUUAAAAAAAAAGUAUGCUUCCAAGAAAAAACAAAGUUGCAACUAAUAUCUAGAAAAAGGCAUUUCACCCAUAAAAUAAACCAACUUAUCAAGUUUGUACUCACAAAGCAAA
Messenger RNA from Xyrauchen texanus (razorback sucker), 2063 nucleotides. RefSeq names its product E3 ubiquitin-protein ligase RNF115-like. Gene Ontology annotation, molecular function: ubiquitin protein ligase activity. Gene Ontology annotation, cellular component: nucleoplasm; cytoplasm. Gene Ontology annotation, biological process: ubiquitin-dependent protein catabolic process; protein ubiquitination; positive regulation of DNA-templated transcription. NCBI's taxonomy places the organism in Eukaryota, Metazoa, Chordata, Actinopteri, Cypriniformes, Catostomidae. The coding region runs from base 1 to 933 and encodes 310 amino acids. The transcript has 9 exons. The record is from RefSeq and is a predicted model, not a curated record.